AGCGAUCGCUGGGCCCUUUGCUGCCCCUGCUUGCCGGUUGCUAGGAGUCGGGACGCCCGCACGCAUAGAGCGGCAGCUCGGCCCGCUUCGUCCGGCCGAAAAGAGUGGGCGCCAGCUGGCUUGUCUCCUCCUGGUAGCCUGCGCCUGCCUGGGGCCGAGGAUACCGCGGUACUCGGGUCUUCGAGGAGCGAUGGAACCUGGGAAGAGAAGAACCAAAGACGAUACUUGGAAAGCAGAUGACCUCAGAAAACACCUUUGGGCUGCACGAUCAGGCAGUCCCAAGGAAGAGAAGAAACACAGAGAAAAGAAGCUGCACAAGGAGUCAGAAGUGGAGCUCCCUGAACCCAGGGAGCACAAGUACAGGGACCCAGACCCAGACACUCGACACCGGGGCAGAAUGACCGGGGGAGACACUCACACCUCCAAGGAGAGUCCUCGUGGGGAGAGAGACCGAGAGAAACUCCGAGAGAGGAGGAGAGACAUAAAAGACCGGGAGAAGGAAAAAUCAAAAGAGAAGUAUCGAGAACAAGAUGCAGAGAAGCCUCACAGCAGAGGAAAAGACAGAGAGAAAGAAAGAGACAGAAGAGCUCGGAGGGAAGAGCUGAGGCAGACGACCGCUUAUCACAACCUCCUGGGUCGAGAGGUUCAUGACUGGCCCCUGGAGAAGGUGGAGAGGAAGACUCGAUCAGUAAGCAAAGUAAGAAUUGAAGAGAAAGAAAAGCGAGAUGAAGACUCUGAAAGAGUAGAUGAAGACAGAGAAAGAAGAUACCGAGAAAGAAAGUUGCAGUAUGGGGACAGCAAAGACAACCCUCUCAAGUACUGGCUUUAUAAAGAGGAAGGCGAAAGGAGGCACAGGAAGCCACGGGAAGCAGAUCGAGAAAGGAAACACCGAGAAAAAAGCAGCACACGGGAGAAAAGAGAAAAGCACUUGAAAGAAAAGAGCAACUCAUUCUCUGACAAAGAAGGGGAAGAAAGACAUAAAGAAAAACGACAUAAAGACGUCUUUCAUCUUGAUGAGAGGCACCGAAGUAGCACGGAUAGAAAAGAGAGACUGUGGAAAGAAGAGCACAGGAAAAGGGCGUCCAAGAAUGGCGACCACAGAAGCCGAGGAGCAAGUCUGAGAAGAGAUGGGACUGGCAACCAGCAUGCGGAGAAUGUAGCGAGGAGUAGUGGAAGAGAGCGGGGCUCAAGGUGGAAGGAGAUUGAAAGGGAAGACGUGGAUUUAGAGAAUCCCGGGACUAAUGACUAUCCAGUUGGUUUUGAAGAUGAUUUUGAAGACUAUGAAGAUGACUUUGAGGUUUGUGAUGGAGAUGAUGAUAGCAGCAACGAGUCUGAGUUAACAGAAAAACCUGAAGAACUUCCUUUAGCCCGAAAAAGGGAGAUACAAGAAAUUCAAAAAGCCAUCUAUGCGGAAAACGAAAGGAUCGGCGAGCUGUCUUCGGAGCUGUUGCAGAAGCGAGAGCCAGCGGAGAGCUACCGGGAGCCCAGGGCAGAUGUGAACAGCUCCCCAUCCAGAGCCCCUGUUUGUGGGAUUUUUGUGGACUUUGCCACAGCCUCGCACCGUCAGAAGAGCCGGAUUCAGGCCCUUAAGCAGAAGACUCGAAGUACAAAACUACUUCGGCUUAUUGAUUUAGAUUUUUCGUUCACUUUCUCUCUCUUGGAUUUACCACCAGUGAAUGAAUACGACAUGUAUAUCAGAAACUUUGGGAAAAAAAAUACCAAGCAGGCAUAUGUUCAGUAUAAUGAAGAUAAUGUUGAAAGAGACACUCAGACUGAAGACAUAGAGACCAGGGAUGUGUGGACCCAGCAUCCGGGAGAAGGUGCCAUUGUAUCUGGAGGUAGUAAAGAACAAGAUAUCUUUGAUGCUACAGUUGUACCAAGGAUUGACACUCCAAGAUUAUCCAGCUUUCUCCGGGCAGCAUGUCAGGUGGUUGCCGUUUUGCUUGAAGAGGACCGCUUGGCUGCUGGACCCAGCUGGACCCUCGGGGCUGAAGGCAACACUCUCUGCAUUAGCGAUAGCUCUUCUCAGUUGAACACUAGCCUGCCGUUUCUUGAAGGUCGAAAAGUAUCCUGCUUGCAUGCCUCUCGAGUUCAGAGGCAAACUGUGGUCUCUGUACACGAUUUACCUGCGAAGGCCUCUGCCCAGCUGCUGGACCACAGAUACAUCCUCUGUGUCUGGGACAUCUGGCAGCCUUCAGGGCCCCAGAAGGUCCUGAUAUGUGAGUCCAAGGUCACAUGCUGCUGCUUCGGCCCUUAUAAAGCAUUUUUGCUGUUUGCUGGGACAGUGCAUGGCUCCGUGGUCGUGUGGGACCUGAGAGAGGACUCUAGGAUACACCACUGUGUGAAGCUGAGCGAUUGUUUCUGGACCUUGCGGACAGCCACGUUUUCCACCGAUGGAGUCCUCGCCUCCGUGAGCCACCGAAGUCCUCUCCAGGCCCUGGAGCCCGUCUCCUCGCCAGCCUCCCGGAAGCAGAGCUCCGUGCUCUCGCCCUUCUCCACUCAGGAAGGCACGUCGGGCCUGUCCUUCCACGUUGCUUCCUUGGAUGAGAGCGGGGUGCUCAACAUGUGGGUGGUUGUCGAAUUGCCAAAGGCGGAUAUCGCAGGCUCGAUCAGUGACUUAGGCCUCAUCCCUGGAGGGAGAAUCAAGCUGGUGCACAGUGCUGCGCUGCAGGUGGGCGACAGCCUUUCCCGCAAAGGGAGUGAACUCUGGGGGCCCACCCAGGCGCUGAGCGUCAGAUUUCUGCCUGCAGACCCGGAUCACUUUGUCGUUGGCACGGACCUGGGUCUUAUAAGCCACGGCACAAGACAAGACUUGAGAGUGUCUCCCAAACUGUUCCGGCCUUGGCAACGUGGUAUCAGACCAGUGAAAGUUAAUGUCAUUGAUUUUUCACCAUUUGGAGAACCGGUUUUCUUGGCUGGCUGCUCCGACGGCAGCGUCAGGCUGCACCAGCUCACCUCCGCGCAGCCGCUGUUGCAGUGGGACGGCAGCACGGGGGGCCGCGCUGUGGCUGCGCUGCAGUGGUCCCCGACGAGGCCCGCGGUGUUCCUGGUGCAGGACGUCGCAUCCAGGAUUUACCUGUGGGACCUUCUGCAGAGCGAUCUGGGCCCUGUGGCCACGCAGCCCGUCUCCCCAGACAGCCUGGUGGCCAUGACUGUCCUGGGGGAGCCAGAGAAGGCCAGUGGCAGCUUCCAGGCACUGGUGCUUGCCAGGGCCUCUGGCACAGUCGACGUCCAGUACCUGAAGAGGCAGUGGACAAGCCCAGAGGCAGAUGAGCACAGCCGACUGCGUCUGUUCCUGCAGGGAGCCCUGUGGAAGGAGGGAGGCUGCCCACGUGAGGGCACCAUCCAGGGCAGCGCUUUGCAAGACCUGCGCUGAGAGCACGUGGUCAGACCCUGGACGGUUCUACGUCGUGUGUUCAUGUGCGCACAACAUGUGUGUUCUGUACGUGAUUUGUUUUACAAGAGCUUUUUCUGUAUUCCCAUUAAAUAAGUCAUUAUUUUGGAAGAGAAACAAACGAAUAUUUUAGUAUAUACUAAAUUUCAAAGGAAAUGUCAAGUUAAGUCUGGUAUGCUCUUUUCUGAGAGUAUUUCUAGUUAUUUGUGUAAUAACUGUAAAAUAUUGUCACAUUUAUCACCAGAUCUUAAAUAGUCUACUAUGAAAAUGUAUUUUGAUAGACUAGGUUCUAAGGUGUCAUAAAAUGAUGAACGCGUCUGAAAGGAGUUUCUCCCUGAAUGACCUCUGGGGCCUGUGCCUGCCUCAAGCUUGUCUCGGGCAUCGUCUUUUGGCAUUAUUUGAAUGUCACCUGCGGAGCCAUAUUAUACUUUGGUAUGAGAUGCCGUCUGUGUGUAGGAACAGCACAGUCACUCCUCUGGGCCUGUGUCCCAGGCACGGGGUGGAGGUGCCGUGAGGCCUGGGGCACCAGACUGCUCUGCUCUGCAGCCGCUGGGCGGCUGAUCUGGAGUCCUGGCUUGGUGCCGUGGGCAAGUUCCAGCCUCAGAGUCCAUCUUGCCUCCUGCAGCCUCCUCUGUCUUGUGUCUGAGAAUCGGGCUGCUACCCGCUGCGGUUCCUCCAUCCUCCUCGUUCCCUCCUCUGCGUGGCUCUUCUACCUGGGAGGCCUUUGGACUGCUCAGCAGGUACCUUCGUGGAAUCCAGUUUGUGGUGCUUCUGAGUCAGGUGCCUGUCCCAGGUCCCGAGAACCACUUCUGGUGCCAAGCCACACACGCUCAGUCGCGUGCUUUGCUUCAGUGAAAGUCAAGACUGAUAACCUCCUGACUUGCCAGCGGGUUCCUUGAUUCCUUUCUUGAAGCUCUUCUAGGAUCCUCGCUUCCCCUGUCAAGGGGCCCAGGAGGGUCCCGCGUCCCAGGAGGCCAUGCGAGGCGGUGGAGGUGUGUGCAGGAGGCCCGCGUUGGUCUCCUGAGCUCCUUCUUGCUGGGGCGCCUGGGAAGACCACCUUCGAGACUGCAGUCACUGUGUGGCCUGUGGCCACUUGCAGGGAUGCGGACGGCAUGGUGUGCCCCUGCCUGUGGCUGUCCACCUGCUGGGGUGCCUUGAACGCGUCCUCCUCAGAGUCCCAUGUCAUGCUUUGUGAGCCCUCCAGAAAUGUGAAGGUUGCAAAAAGAAAGAAAAAAGAAAAGCCUGGGGCCCAAGCCAUUCCUCCCAGCCACCUCCAUAGGAGGACAGCCCAGGGCUCUUGUCCCUACGCCCCCACUUCAAAGUAGCCUGCUCAGCCUCAGGUCCGGUGGCAAUACUGUCUUCCCUGGUGACAGCUUCCCUUGGUGACACCUCUGGGCCUGUCCAGAAAGAAGAUGGUUGGAUGCAGGAUUGUGAUUGCAGAACAGCAGGGCAUGCCUCAGAGCAAGAACACCAAAGGAGGCACCCAGAGGGAAGGCUGGCCUCCACCUGGCCUUGGCCUCCCCUGGGAGCUUCCCUCUAGCAAGGCGGUGUGGUCAGGCAGUCUCUGCAGAGCACACCAGGAGUCCAUGUGCUGGCCUGCACUUGGAGAGCCCAAGCCCGCACCCCCCCAAGAGCCUUGCAUUUCCUUCCAGGGGCUGAUAGGUCACUUGACACUCUUUUUCGAUCUUCUUGUUUAGAAAUCACUUUUGUUUCUAGAGGACUCAUUACGUGUGUGAAUGAAGCCAGUGUUCCUUGCUCCCUGUCCUUACGUGUUGGGGGCUGUGCCAUGUGGACGGCGCCUGAUCACAUCGGCAGUGAGGAGGUUGAUUGACAUAAGCACACUCAGGUGAUUUAUCACUGGCCGUAUUCAGUUAAGUCCCCGCGCACAACGCGUGUACAGGUGUUCCUGAGCGCGCCUGCUUGGGCCUGCUCGUUUUGACCCUUGCCGUGAUGGGGCAGCUGGCUCCUCGCCUGAUCGCAGCUGGCGUGGCCCCGCCCUCCGCCUCCUGGAGGGAAU
Molecule: messenger RNA, 5411 nt
Organism: Sciurus carolinensis (gray squirrel)
Lineage: Eukaryota; Metazoa; Chordata; Mammalia; Rodentia; Sciuridae
Gene: Dync2i1
Product: dynein 2 intermediate chain 1
Exons: 24
Coding region: 191-3376 (1061 amino acids)
Biological process (GO): intraciliary transport
Cellular component (GO): cytoplasmic dynein complex
Molecular function (GO): dynein heavy chain binding; dynein light chain binding
Source: RefSeq, a predicted model, not a curated record